AUGUCUUCCAAAGUCUUUGUCGGAAGUCUUGUUAGGAACCUAUCGUGGAACACGGACGAUAAUUCACUUAGAUCAGCCUUUUCCGACUAUGGCCAGGUCCUAGAUUCCAUUGUCAUGCGUGAUAGAGAUACAGGCAGGUCAAGAGGCUUUGGAUUCAUUACCUAUGGGAGUGAAGACGAGGCCAACGCCGCCGUCAAUGCGUUGAAUGAACAAGAACUUGAUGGUCGCCAAAUUAGAGUCAGCUUAGCCAAUGCUCGAGGCGGAGGUGGCUUUAGCGGCGGUGGCUUUGGCGGAGGGUACUGA
Molecule: messenger RNA, 303 nt
Organism: Fusarium venenatum
Lineage: Eukaryota; Fungi; Ascomycota; Sordariomycetes; Hypocreales; Nectriaceae
Cellular component (GO): nucleus
Molecular function (GO): RNA binding
Source: RefSeq, a predicted model, not a curated record